AGCGCGCGCCCCCAGGGGUCCGAAGAUGGCGGAGGGAAACGGCGCCCCCGCGGGCCCCGAGAACCUCGCCGCCUCGCCUCCGCCUCUGCCGCCCCUGAGGGGGCUCCGAGAGAAGAUGGUUGCUGCAGCCCAGGUGUUAGCAGAAGAAAGAAGAAGCCAAAGUGGUGCUAGUCCUGUUCCAGUCCAGUCUCCAGUUGGUAUGAAAUCUUCUGCCAGGCCAGUGAUCGAUGGUUCCACUUUGAGAACAGAAGAGAGGCAAAGGCUGGCCAGGGAACGGAGAGAGGAGCGUGAGAAGCAGCAAGCGGCCAAAGAAACUCAGAUAUUGGAAAAGGAGAAGAAGGCCAAGCUCCAGUACGAGAAGCAAAUGGAGGAGAGGCAGAGACGGCUGAAGGAACAGAAGUUGAAGGAGCAACAAAGGAGAGUAGCAGUAGAGGAAAAGCGGAAACAAAAGCUGGAGGAAGACAAGGAGCACUAUGAAGCGGUGCUGCAUCGGACCCUGGAGCGGAGCCAGCGGCUGGAAACUCGACAGAAGAGAUGGUCCUGGGGCGGCUCUGUGACCGAUUUGGACGGCAAGCCGGAGUCGCCAAUUCCAGAUGAAGGCAGCAAGCGCUCUACCUCCUCAGCAAACCUCAAGCAAGCGGAAACUGUCAUCAAUAAGCGCCUUUCAUCCUCAGCAGCACGUCUGAAUUCUCCCAGCAAGGGCUCAAAUAAAAGAAGUUCUUCAUUAAACAGACUGAAUAACAAAGUUCCUCCGAAUUCUGAGCAGCCAGAAUCCAAAGGUUUGCAAGCGGAGCAGACAGCUCGCCGUUCCCAGGUCAGUCCUCUGGAGAGCAACGUGCUCAGCCGGCUGCUCACUCCCACCCAGGCCUCCCUAGCUAGGAGUAAAAGCGCCGCCACUUUAUCAGCUGAUGGCCAAGAUCCCUCAGCUCCCUGCAGCGCCGUCAGUUCCCCGGCCCACGUGCCCAAAGUGCCCAUGCGCAGCCGCAGCACAGACCGACUGAAGGCUGCUGCCUCUCCGCCGGGAAACGACUCCUCAGAAAUGGUGCAGAAAUUGGAGCUCGCAAAGCAGCCGUCAUCUACUGGGAGACGCGCCCCGUCGCCAUCUUUGCCCGGUCCCAGGCGGUCUCCCUCUCCUGCCAACGUGGUUAAACGUGCUCCGUCUCCAGCCGCAAUCAGACAAAAGUCGCAUCCAAGUUCACCCAAAAGACAGUGGCCAUCAUCUCCUGUUUUGGUCUCCAAGCCAGCGCCAAUUCAGCGCCCGUCCAUCACCCCAAACGUCCUUAACGUUGCCAAAAAGCAAAGUGACCCAGCGUGCCGACCAAAGGAGAGGUUGGAGCACCCAGAGGGUCAGGAUCCUGGCCCAGCGGCCGUGCCACACCCCUCCUCAGAGAGAGAACUGGCUGCAGCUGCUCCAAAGACCAAAGAAGAUGCAAGUAGCAAAAUUGCUCUGGUGACCACAACAGCUGAAGAGGCGGCGAGGAUCUUGGCCGAGAAGCGCCGUCUUGCGAGGGAGCAGAGGGAGCGUGAAGACCAGGAGAGAGCUCAAAGAGAAGAGGAAGAAAGGAUCAGAAAGGAAGAAGUCGCCAAGCGAGCCCUCGAGAAACAGGCCCAGCUGGAAGAGUCCCUCCAGGAACUGGAAGACGAAAAGAGGGCAGGGGAAGAGGAGCCGCAAAGGCGGGCCGAGCAGGAGGAGCAGGAGAAGAUGGCCGAGCUCCAGCUUCAGCGAGAAGAGGCCGAGGCAAAAGCUCUGCAGGAAGCCGAGAAGCAGCGUCAGGAACGGGAGCGGAUUGUUCAGCGGAACAAGCAAGAGCGGCUAGAGAGGAAAAAGAGAAUAGAAGAAAUAAUGAGAAGGACCCGGAAGGCAGAGCAGAACGACGCCAAGAAUGAUGACAAGUCCAAUGAGGAGGACGAAGGUGUCGAAGAUGAUGAGGAGCUGGGCCUCGAAAAGCAAGACCAGCCUGAAAAGGCAAAAUAUGACUCCUCCCUCAAACAUAGUCUGGAGGCUGUGUGCGAUUUGACCACAUUGGAAGACAGAUCAAAAAUGGAACCGGACAGUAUCUUUGUAAAUGGGGAUGGGCAGCAGGAGGUUGACCGGAGAAACGAUGGUGGUGGGAAUUUGAUGUAUUUCACUCAGGAGAAAGAAUCAAGUCCUCCAACAAAGGAAAUGGUUGUUGAGAACUCUGAAAUCUCAUGUGUUAACGAAGCGGAUUGCUCAACUGGAUUUCUACCUAACCUGAAUGGGAAAUCUACCACGUGGAAUUUUGAAGAAAUCAUUGACCUCGGCAUCCAUCCCAAGACAAGCAUUACUGCAGAUAAAGCCACCCAGAGCUUGAAAGAUGCCGCUGUUGUACCUGCGAGUCCCAGGCUGGCUUUUGAAGAAGAAAUUCCCGUGAAUUCCUUGACCAAACCGAUAGAGACCGCAUCAGAACUGUGAACACUAGGACCCUGGAAAGACUCCUGACUCUGCGCUGCAGGAAUUUGGGGUUCCCUCAAGUCAUAUGAAGGCCUUGUUUUGGAAAAGCUGCUUGUCGAACCCCCAAGUUUGGCGCUGGAAAAGAAAUAAAGUCUACCGCGCCUAACUUUGCACCUUGGAAACCUUUCAGGUAGACUCUGUUGCUUUUAUGAGUUUUUGUUAGCGGGACUGUUUGAACGCAGGUUUCUCGAAGGGACAGGAAGGAAAUGUUUUCCCUUCCGUGAAUUGUUCAUUAUUCUGUUAGUAGCUUGUAUUGGAGAUUUACUAAAUAUUGUUGCACAGAGCGCAACCAGCCUAAUAAAACGAAACCUAACCUUUAUU
This is a messenger RNA of Lacerta agilis (Sand lizard), 2794 nucleotides long. RefSeq names its product MAP7 domain containing 3 (gene MAP7D3). NCBI's taxonomy places the organism in Eukaryota, Metazoa, Chordata, Lepidosauria, Squamata, Lacertidae. The record is from RefSeq and is a predicted model, not a curated record. Gene Ontology annotation, biological process: microtubule cytoskeleton organization. The transcript has 20 exons. Bases 26 to 2434 code for a protein of 802 amino acids. Gene Ontology annotation, cellular component: microtubule cytoskeleton.